Molecule: messenger RNA, 1467 nt
Organism: Phytomonas sp. Hart1
Lineage: Eukaryota; Euglenozoa; Kinetoplastea; Trypanosomatida; Trypanosomatidae
Source: the annotation of a GenBank genome assembly
AUGACUUUUUAUGAAGAUCCGGAUCACCCAUCUUGCGAUGUGUCUAGAGCGACUCUACUACCACUACGUAGCCGAGGCCUGCCAAAGGACAUCAGUAAUGUGAUAAAGUCCCUAUUGUGUUUUCAGGAGAAUGACUUCUUUAUGGUUCCUAGAUCUUCUUCAAUGACUAAAUUGGGGACAUCACCGCCCAAGAGAGGCAGCCCAUACUCACGAGCCGUAAACGUGCCGUCACCUCGGCGCUCCGCUUUGCAGUUCAAACAAAGAGUCCACGUUAACAGCACCUCUGGUAGUCCGCCUUCAUCGCGCUCGCCGAGUCGUCUGCAGCGGAAAUGCACGCUUCCGGUAUCGGCCGAUGGCCUCGCAAAUGCCACAGAGCGGACGCGCUAUCGGAAUGAAGUGACGCGAAAGCUGUUGAGUAUGUACGCUGAAAUAUUACAGCUAAACCAGAGCUCUGAUCGCAUGUGCCAGCAAUUGACAGAAGCGAUGCGCACCGAUCCACGUUACGCAAAAGAGAAAGGUGGGACGGUGCGUUCAGCCAGCAAGCCCACCGAUCAGCAGGAGAAGGCGCUCAGUGGUUUCGUGUCCACCUUGGCCACUUUACAUGAAGCUUCUGUAGAGCUCGUCGCUGCCUAUCUCACUCCGGAGGAAAAACGGUUUCUAGGCCUGAAUUCACAUCUAUUCCAGACACAACAGGCAAAGGCCUCCACAUACCAGUAUAUAAGCCACUUUGCAACCGGGAAACGCGACCCUAAGAAGCGAUCCAAGCCGAACCCAACGGAAGCCCGUGAGGAGGCUCAGCCCUCGGGGGGUUCUGCUUCACCGGUACCGGAGGUCCAAAAGGUGAGCAGCGCGGUGUUGGAUUUCUUAGCGGCCUCGCGGCUCCUGAAGUGCCGCAACCACAAUGAUAAACGAUCGGCGGAUUUACCGACGGAUAGGCGACCCCAGCAGCUUAGUAACCCUUCCUUAAGGGCAUAUGACGAUCAGCCCUCCCGACCCGCAGCCAGUGCCCUUACAACUCCUCAGUCACGACUGACUCUUCCGCAGGAGCCGGUCGCGACGGCGCCUGGAGGCGCGAUUCUGCCCGAGUCGACCCCUGAGCGCACCAACAGGGCCUCGGGUUCCGAUAUAUCGCUGACAUCGGAGCGGCAUAUCGCCUCGGAGACUUCAUUGGCUCCCCCCAACGCGGUGCCACUGGGGGGAAGCCCGGCACUAAUACCGCCCACAGAGGCGUCAUCCCAUAAGAACGAACCCCCAUCCUUUAAAAUAAUUAAUGGCAAGCGUCAUGUGCUUACAGGGAAGAUGGUGCCAUUAUCAGGGAACGACAUUCUCACGCAUCACAUGGCCCCUCCGGUUGAGCUGGUAGACCAGAAGAACCUCCAUGCAUCCACUUUACCCAAAAUCCGACCUGAAUUUAAACAUUUGCAAAUCGACUCUGACAGUGAUAGCAGUACAUCCGGAUCUCAUUAA